Molecule: messenger RNA, 1023 nt
Organism: Sitodiplosis mosellana (orange wheat blossom midge)
Lineage: Eukaryota; Metazoa; Arthropoda; Insecta; Diptera; Cecidomyiidae
Product: protein C19orf12 homolog
Exons: 3
Coding region: 190-612 (140 amino acids)
Source: RefSeq, a predicted model, not a curated record
CGACAGAAAUGUCAUCGCAUGAAAACAGAUAAUGAAUUGUGAAAUUAAAUUUUGUUUUAGAAGGAACUGAGUCAAAGCUACGUGUAGUUCAUAGUUUGUCCUUUGUUUGAUCAAACUUUGAUCCCGUCGUCUAGAUUAGUUUUUAUUCAAUCAUUGUAAACGCAUUUAAAAUCCAAAGAAAUAAUAAAAAUGCCAGUCGAUGUGGAAGAGUUUCUGCGCGGUCUCGCGAUUUUGGCGGAUAACCAAAAUAUGCGCGUUACAUUGAAACAAAGUGGAAAAGGUGCUGCUAUUUGUGGUGCAAUAUGUUUUGUAGGUGGUUUGGUUGCUGGGCCAUUAGGAUUAGCCGUAGGUGGAACUAUAGGUGGUGUUACAGCCUAUAAAUGCCUUUCAAAUUUCCGAACCGUUGGUGAUAUCAUACGCAACGAUUUGACACAAGAAGAAAAGUGGAGACUACAUGAGCAUGUGGUCAACUCAGUGCGACAUCUUCAUCCCACCGAUGUGGCUAUGCUAAUGCCAUUGAUAAUGAAUACACCGUCGUUGCAAGAAGCCGUCCUAAAAACAAUUGUUUCGUUCGUUACAAAUGAAAUGCGGUACACAAUUGCCAACAACUGAACCGUGUGUAGUUUUGACCUUUGGUCACAGCUCACGCUACAUCUUUGUUAUGUGCAGUGCAUAUCAUCGUAAUUUAAUCUGAUCGAAUUGUGUCUUUUGAAUUGAUAGAAUUAGUUGCGAAUAAGUUCAUUACAAUUAGUAGUCAUGACUGAAAUCGAAUGAUUUAUUUUGCUAUUUGUCUUAGUUAUAAUGCAAAAUGGUGCAAGACUUGUCCGGUAGUUUAUAUAUGCUUGUGAAUAAAUUUAAAAUUAUGAAUAUUCGAUUAAUUGAUCAAGCCGAAAAUAAAAAUGAAUCUAAGCACAAAUAGAAUUGAUAGGAAAAAUUUAUUUCCAAUUUUUUAGAGCCAAACCAUCACAAAAUAAAACCUUUGCCACAAAGAAUGGAAAUUUUGAUAAAGAAAUCAUUAAGAAA